AUGGCUGAGACCACUGGUCCACCACACUCUGAUGAGAGUAUUAUUGGGAAGAAAGAGGCCCUUGAUCUCGGAAAGGUCGAAAGUUGCUCGGCUGGCCAGUAUAUUGAGCGGGCUGGAGUAAAAAGAAACAUCAAGUCUCGGCAUGCUCAAAUGAUGGCCAUUGGCGGUGCCAUUGGCACGGGCUUCUUCGUUGGUGCUGGCCAGGCGCUUGCAAUCGGAGGACCAGGCUUCCUUCUCCUUGCCUAUGGACUUAUGUCCCUCCUUGUCUACGGUGUUUUCACUGCAGUGAUUGAAAUGAGCACGUACCUUCCCAUCCCCGGGUCGUCAAUUGCAUACUACUGUAGCCGCUACGUCUCGCCAUCCCUCGGCUAUGCCUUAGGCUGGCUCUAUUUCUACUCGUUUGGUAUCAUCGUCGCCUACGAGAUCACGGCUGCCAGCCUUGUCAUCAACUACUGGCCAAACAACGUUCAUAUCGCCUUAUGGGUCACCGUCCUUCUGGUCGUCAUCGUAGGUCUCAACCUCUGUCCAGUAGGUGUCUACGCAGAAGCCGAAUUCUGGUUUGCAGGCAUCAAAGUAAUCAUGAUAAUCGGGAUGAUCAUCUUAUCCCUCAUCAUCAUGCUCGGUGGAGCACCCACUCACGACCGACUCGGAUUCCGAUAUUGGAAUGACCCCGGCGCAACAAACGCCUACAUAGUCCCUGGGAGCGGCGGCCGCUUCACCUCCUUCCUCUACGUCUGGGUCUGGUCCGGCUUUUCCUUCUUCUUCGGCCCCGAGCUGAUGGUAUUCACGGGUGGAGAAAUGCGAAGCCCACGCAAGAACCUCCCCAAAGCAUCCCGCCGCUACUUCGGUCGACUUGUCGUCUUCUACAUCCUGGGCACCCUCUCCAUGGGCGUGACCUGUCCUUCAAACGCCAAAGGCCUGACAUCCAACACCGGCGACGCCAACGCCUCCCCAUGGGUCAUUGCUAUCCGCAACGCAGGCAUAACCGCCCUCCCAUCCAUCAUCAACGCUUGCAUCCUCACUAGCGCCUGGUCCGCCGGUAACGCCUACCUAUACAUGUCCAGCCGAGCACUCUACUCCCUCGCCGUCGCAGGCAGCGCACCCAAGAUCUUCGCCCGGUGCACCAACUACGGUCUACCUAUCUACGCCGUCCUAGGAAGUAGCUGCUUCACCCUCCUAGCCUACCUCAACGCCGGUUCUCAGGCAGGCGAAGUCUUCAACUGGUUCGUCUGUCUCACCAACACAUCAGGAUACACAUCCUGGCUUACAUGCUGUCUCAUCUUCCUCCGGUUCCGGAAGGCCUGCAACGCCCAGGGUAUCGUCAUGCCCUAUCGUUCGAAUAUCCAGCCGCUCGCGGCUUGGAUUUGUCUGUUUGUUUUUGCGGCGCUGUUGUUGUGUAAUGGGUUUACGGUUUUCUUUCCAGGGCGGUUUUCGGCGAGUGAGUUUUUGACGGCGUAUCUUGGGAUUCCGCUUUUCUUGGCUAUUUAUUUUGGGCAUAGGUUGACGGUUGGAAGGAAGGAUCCAUGGGUUUAUAGGCCUGAGGAUGUGGAUUUGAGAUCUGGUGUUGAGGAGGUUGAUGCUGAGACGGAGACGUGGGCUAGGUUGGAGGCUAUGAAGAGGGAAAGGAACGUGAGGCCGAAUGUUGUCUGGAGCAAGAUAUCUUUGAUUUGGUCGUGA
Molecule: messenger RNA, 1677 nt
Organism: Aspergillus oryzae RIB40
Lineage: Eukaryota; Fungi; Ascomycota; Eurotiomycetes; Eurotiales; Aspergillaceae
Exons: 1
Coding region: 1-1677 (558 amino acids)
Biological process (GO): amino acid transmembrane transport
Cellular component (GO): membrane
Molecular function (GO): amino acid transmembrane transporter activity
Source: RefSeq, a predicted model, not a curated record